Loxodonta africana (African savanna elephant) is the source of this 3072-nucleotide messenger RNA. It is a transcript of the gene EPN2, whose product is annotated as epsin 2. The coding region runs from base 272 to 2197 and encodes 641 amino acids. Lineage: Eukaryota; Metazoa; Chordata; Mammalia; Proboscidea; Elephantidae. Gene Ontology annotation, biological process: endocytosis. The transcript has 11 exons. Gene Ontology annotation, cellular component: clathrin vesicle coat; endosome; plasma membrane. Gene Ontology annotation, molecular function: phospholipid binding; clathrin binding. The record is from RefSeq and is a predicted model, not a curated record.
CAAACGGAGCCAGGCGCGGCGGCGGCUCCGCAGGCUCUGGCAGCUCCUGCGUUCGCAGUGCUCCCGGCGGCCGCAGUCGCGCACCGGGUCGGCCUGGAGAAGCGGAGGUCAUGGCUUCCUGAGGCCAAGGCUCCAGUGGAGGAAAUGAUUGUUCAGGGAUGUAGCUCCAGGUUGAUUACAGAAACUGACCCUUCGUAGGGCGUGAGCUUACUGAGGACAGGAAAGUUUUUCACUUCGAAGGGCCUUAAAUUUCUUAAGAAAGAAAACAAAAAUGACGACUUCGUCCAUCAGACGUCAGAUGAAGAACAUUGUAAACAAUUACUCAGAGGCUGAAAUAAAAGUCCGGGAAGCCACCUCCAAUGACCCGUGGGGCCCGUCCAGCUCCCUGAUGACAGAGAUCGCGGAUCUGACCUACAAUGUGGUGGCCUUCUCAGAGAUCAUGAGCAUGGUGUGGAAGCGACUCAAUGACCAUGGCAAGAACUGGAGGCAUGUGUACAAGGCGCUCACGCUGCUGGACUACCUCAUCAAGACAGGCUCCGAGCGAGUGGCCCAGCAGUGCCGUGAGAACAUCUUUGCCAUCCAGACCCUGAAGGACUUCCAGUACAUUGACCGUGACGGCAAGGACCAGGGCAUCAACGUGCGCGAGAAGUCCAAGCAGCUGGUGGCCCUUCUCAAGGAUGAGGAGCGCCUGAAGGCCGAGAGGGCCCAGGCUCUCAAAACCAAAGAGCGCAUGGCCCAGGUUGCCACAGGCAUGGGCAGCAACCAGAUCACCUUCGGCCGUGGCUCCAGCCAACCCAACCUCUCCACCAGCUACUCGGAGCAGGAGUAUGGCAAGGCUGGGGGCUCGCCGGCUUCCUACCAUGGCUCGCCAGAGGCCUCGCUGUGCCCACAGCACCAUGCAGGUGCCCCGCUGGGUCAGAGUGAGGAGCUGCAGCCGCUGAACCAGCGCCAUCCCUUCCUGCCGCACCUGGGGCUGGCUGCCCACCCAAAUGGGGACUGGUCCCAGCCCUGCCUCACUUGUGACCGAGCAGCCCGAGCUUCCACUUCCCCACGGGUGUCCUCUGAGCUGGAGCAAGCUCGGCCCCAGACCAGUGGAGAAGAGGAGCUGCAGCUGCAGCUGGCGCUGGCCAUGAGCAGAGAAGUGGCCGAGCAGGAAGAACGCCUCAGGCGGGGGGAUGACCUCAGAUUACAGAUGGCCCUUGAAGAAAGCCGAAGAGACACAGUUAAAGUUCCAAAAAAGAAAGAGCAUGGUUCCCACCCACAGCACACCGCUCUGUUGGAUUUAAUGGACGCUCUCCCCAACUCAGGCCCUGUGGCACAGAAAGCAGAGCCCUGGGGCCCAGCACCCACAGCCAGCCAGACCAACCCCUGGGGCGGGCCAGUGGCCCCAGCAAGCACCUCGGACCCCUGGCCAUCGUUUGGUGCCAAGUCAGCAGCAUCUGUCGAUCCAUGGGGAUUGCCUACCGGAACCAGCACGCACCCCGUCCCCAAGGGCUCAGACCCCUGGGCUGCUCCGCAGCAUGCGGCCCCGAGUGCUGGUGUGAGAACCUCUGAUGCCUGGGGUGCAGCCUCGGCCACCAAGCCCAUGUCUGCUUCUGGGUCUUUUGAUCUCUUCAGUAAUCUGAAUGGUACAAUUAAAGAUGACUUUUCUGAAUUUGACAACCUCCGAACUUCAAAAAAAACAGCGGAAUCUGUGGCCUCUCUGCCAUCCCAAACCAACGAAACCACAAGCCCUGACCCCUUCGACUCUCAGCCCCUAACGGUUGCUUCCAGCAAGCCCAGCGGUGCCCGGAAAACUCCUGAGUCCUUCCUGGGCCCCAACGCGGCCCUGGUGAACCUGGACUCGCUGGUGACCAAACCCGCCCCGCCGGCGCAAUCCCUCAACCCCUUCCUGGCACCAGGUCCAGCUGCGGCCUCGGCCCCUGUUAACCCCUUCCAAGUGAACCAGCCCCAGCCACUGACUCUGAACCAGCUGCGGGGGAGCCCGGUCCCAGGGGCCAGCACAUCCUUUGGGCCCAGCCCGGCUGUGGAGCCCCUGGCGAUGACCUCCAUGGCCCCUGCGGCUCCACACCCAGCUCUGGGCGGCAGUAGCUCCUUGACACCACUGGGCCCUGCAGCAGUGAACGUGGUGGGCAGUGUGGGCAUCUCCCCAUCGGCAGCUCCAACCUCUGGCACGACAAACCCUUUCCUCCUCUAGUGCCCAGGCCCGGGACUGCCUGGAGUGGUGCCCAGAGCGUCUGUGCCCAAGGGGGCGGACCAGGACCUGUGUGGACUGUGUCCAAGAGCUCUGGGAGGUUAGGGCAGCCCAGCUCCAGUUGCUUGAGAAGAGCUGUCCUUGCACCCAGUCCCCCUGGACCUGCAAUCGUUGGAGAAAGCCUGCCAGGCCUCAGCGGCCCUGCAGACCACAGCCUGCCUGGUGGGGAGUGGACCCACCUGACCCAGCUCUCGCUGCCUUCUCCUGAGCGCCUGCCCUGGCACCACGAGGGAUCUACUGGGCUCCCUGAGGCCCUUUGAGGAGGAAGGAAGUUGGCAGUGUUGCUGAGUGACUCUUGGACCUUGCCCGGCCCAGGACUGGGCUGCGGCCUUGUCUCUGCCCAGGCAGGCUGGGUGUGGGUGGGAGGGAUCUCGCGCCUGGCCAUAGAGGUGGGCUCUUUGGGAGUGGUCGUGCAUAUUUUACUUUCUUUGACUCGCGUGUGAGUUCAAAGUAAGCACAGUCACUGGGGGACAACUCUUGAAUUAAUCCACUAGAGCAAGCUUUAAACUAAUCUGAGCAUAACCCUGCCCUGUGGCUAUAUGCUGGUAUACGUUUGCACAGAUUUUGUUUAGUACAGUUUCAUAUUUGAGUUUGCAGAAUUAUCUAAUAGUCUUUUUUUGGCUAAUAUUUUUAUAAUGUGGUUCUUAUUUAACUGUCUAGUUUUGAUAGAAUUUACCAGGUCUGGCUGAAUUAAGAUAUUGGCACAUGUCAUUUUAGUGGUUUAAAUCCUCUUAUUUAUGGUUUUAACUCUGUAAGAAAAUUUAAAAAGGAGACAUUUGGAUGACAAAAAAAAAAAAAAAAAAAACCUUAUGGAAAAA